AUGUCCCUUGUACCAGAACACGACGAUUACCGCAUGACGAGUCCUCUGAACACACGCGGUGGUGAGGCUGAAGUUCAACUUCGUAAAUCAUGCCCGAGCUCCAUUGGCUACGAGAACACCAAUGCGCUGCCGAUAGACUGUUACACCGAUGCUUUCGGAAACACAUACAGUUCAUCAACGUUCACUAAUGCCUGCGACUAUGACACAUCUUUUCUAAGCAACACUUGGCCCACCGGAGCAGCGGCAGCACUCGACUUGCCGCUCGCAGGGGCAGUUUACCCGUCGCCCAUUCCUAUUGUCUCUCGUCCAUUCGACGCCUCCCCCAAUGGGAUCGGCCCUAUGGCAUCAAAUGGCUGGCAAAUGGACGCCGAAUAUUUGAUGCAGACAAGCCCGGGCACGCCAUGGCGGCAUGAUCCGCGGGCUGGUUCUGGAGGCCGUGAUAAUACAACGACAAGGUCGAGCAUCUUGAAGACGGACGUCUGGAGUCCAGACACCUGCAGGACCGAGAGCAUACCCCAUUCGAACGCGACGACAGAUGAGACCAAGUACAAAAAUUGCGCCGACUCGCCGCAGCCCAGUUCGCCACGCAAGAGGAAGAAGUGCGGUGCCGCAGGGUCAUGUCAAGAGACGAGUUUAAAGUGCAAGACUUCAGCGUUGACAAUUCCUCCGACGUCCACCACCAAUCCAUCGAAUUCCCCCGUGCCCCUUGCCCCCAACGUCAGCUUUGAUCCGCCAGACACAGACGCCCACCCGAAUCCAAUCCGACCACAAAGCUCCAGAAGGGCAGCUUCCAGCAACGAUAUGCAGCGGGGCGCGCGGUCGCCUCCAGCAGCAUCACGAUCCGAGCAGCGCGCCCGCAACAGGGCUGCCGCGAUCAAGUGCCGCGUCAAGACCAAGGCCGCGGCCGCAGAGCUCGAGGCCACGGAGAAGGCCGAGUCGGCGAGACACGAGCACCUGUCGACGACCCUCCGGGGCCUGCAGGCGGACGUGUUUGCUCUCAAGAGUGAGAUCCUGCUGCACGGCAACUGCGGCGACGGGCUCAUACAGGACUACCUCAACAACGCGGCGAGAUCGUUGGCUACUAGCACUGAUGGAGCCACCGAGUGCAGACCGGGCGGUGGGUUGCCGAUUUUCGGCUCCACAUCCAUGCAGUUGUCACGAUGA
Messenger RNA from Diaporthe citri, 1164 nucleotides. RefSeq lists its product as uncharacterized. Gene Ontology annotation, biological process: regulation of DNA-templated transcription. The transcript has a single exon. The coding region runs from base 1 to 1164 and encodes 387 amino acids. The record is from RefSeq and is a predicted model, not a curated record. NCBI's taxonomy places the organism in Eukaryota, Fungi, Ascomycota, Sordariomycetes, Diaporthales, Diaporthaceae. Gene Ontology annotation, molecular function: DNA-binding transcription factor activity.